UAAACGAAACACCAUUCAUUCUAUUGCUAUCUGUAGGGCACAACCCCGAUUCUGAAGCUCCUGCGAAAUUAAAAGCUCCUCUUUCAAUCUCACAAAUUAGGGUUUUCCGUAACAAAAUCCCUUAUUAGGGUUUCCCUCCCAUUCUUCAAUUUUUCGCGCUCGAUAUAUAAGUAAUCGAUGAAACUGGCCAUUUUCUUGGGCAAUUGUCUGUAACUUUUAUCUAGUUUCAAGAAUACUUUGUUGACAUCAGAAUCCUCUUGAUUAUCACUCACAACUCUCUUUGCCUGUGUCUAUUGCUUUUUUUCUUUGUUUUUACUAUUCUGUAACUCUCUUUUCUGAGAACCACUCUAGCUGCGACUCCUUUGAAGCCAUAUAUCCUCAUGGCACAAAUUCAGUCAAAAGUCUUAUUUUGCAACUCCAUUGGCCUCUCAUUUUUUUCCUCCUUUCCACAUUUGUACUCUUUUCUUUUGUCAAUGCUUCUGGCUUCUGUGCUUCCUUCACAGUUGUCUUGCAAGCUUGCUUUAUUAGAUACAUAAAAUGUCAAGGACAAGGGAAGAGAAUGAAGAGCAGGUAGACCUUGAAGGGGACAAUGAACAAGAGGAGACCAUAGAGGAGGAGGUUGAAUAUGAAGAAAUAGAGGAAGAGGAGGAAGUGGAAGUUGAGGAAGAGGUUGAAGAAGAGGUGGAAGAUGAGGAUGAGAAUGCUGAGCUUGUUGAUGUUCAAAAAGGCUCUGAUGGUGAUGAGGAGUUGAAUGAUUCUGAGACAGAGGAAGAAAAGAAAAAGAAACAUGCAGAACUUCUUGCACUUCCUCCUCAUGGAUCAGAGGUCUACAUUGGUGGCAUUCCUCAUGACACUUCUAAAGAGGACUUGAAGAGAUUUUGUGAAUCUAUAGGAGAAGUCAUAGAGGUUAGGAUAAUGAAGGCGAAGGAUUUAGGUGAGGGCAAUGGUUAUGCUUUUGUGACCUUCAGAUCCAAAGAGUUAGCAUCCAAAGCUAUUGAAAGACUGAAUUAUUCUGAAUUCAAGGGGAAAAAGAUAAAAUGUUCAACUUCUCAAGCAAAGAAUAAGUUGUUCAUUGGUAAUGUUCCCAGAAACUGGGGGGAGGAAGUUAUGAGGAGGGUUGUAACUGAUGUUGGGCCUGGAGUCGGUUGUAUUGAAUUGUUGAAGGAUCCAAUGAACCCCAGCCGAAACCGUGGAUUUGUUUUCAUUGAGUACUAUAAUCAUGCAUGUGCUGAAUACUCAAGACAGAAAAUGUUGAAGCCAACAUUUAAGCUUGAUGAUAAUGCUCCAACUGUGAGUUGGGCUGACCCUAGAAAUGCUGAAUCUUCUGCUACUACUCAGGUUAAGUCAUUGUAUGUCAAGAAUUUACCACGAGAUAUAACUCAGGAUCGCCUAAAGGAGCUGUUUGAACAUCAUGGAAAGAUCACAAAAGUUGUAGUUCCUCCUGCAAAAGCAGGAAAGGAGGACAGCAGGUAUGGGUUUGUGCAUUUUGCAGAGAGGUCAAGUGUUAUGAAAGCAUUGAAGAAUACUGAAAAAUAUGAGAUUGAUGGUCAAGUGUUGGAGUGUUCUCUUGCAAAACCACAAGCAGACCAGAAGUCUUCUGGAGGAUCUGGCUCCCAGAAGUCAACCUUAGAUUCAAGCUUCCCUCCAUUAGGAUUUGGUUUACUUGGGGGAGCAUAUGGUGGUCUUGGAACAGGAUUUGGUCCUGCAGGAUUUGGACAGCCGUUAAUCUAUGGGCGAGGUCCAACUCCUGCUGGAAUGGCAAUGAUGCCAAUGCUUUUGCCUGACGGAAGGAUUGGAUAUGUCCUCCAACAGCCUGGGAUGCAACAACCAGAGACACCUCCACCACGGCCCCGUAGUAGCCGGGGUGGUGCUAGUAGUAGUAGCUCAAGCGGUGGAAGACGCAGCAGCAGUGACAGUAACCGAGGACGCAAUCGAUAUAAUCCAUAUUAGUUUGGUUCUCGAUUCCAUUUCUUCUGUAACCUGAAGUUAGAAGAGAGUAGAAAAGAAUCUGCUUUGAGUUGGCUUUUGUUCGAGGCUAAGGAUCAGCCAGUAGUUUUGUUAAAACAGAAAUUAUGGGAAGUGUUGUAAGCUGUCAAAAAACUUACCGACAGAUAUGGGCUCUAAUUCCAACGACUAACAUAUAUUGGCCAUUGCAUUUAGAUUAAAUGUGAUUUACUUCUCCCUAACAAAACUGAAGCUGUCUACACAUUGCUGAAUAACAGCAAUGAAACAGUUAAAAUAAAAGCUUGAAAUGGAGGAGAAAUAUUGUAACGAAACGGUUUGGUUUAGUGGUCUCUUCAGUCUUUAGAGGGUUCAAACUUUUGCUUCGAACUCCGAUCCUUACCUAUGCCACUAUAUAGGCCUUCCUUUGACAUGUAUCUUUGUGUUCUUUCUUUCUUUGUGUUAACAAUAAUGGUUAAAUUUCAAAUUUAGUUUUACUUUUUAGAUUAUAUAAAAUGGUAAAUUUU
This is a messenger RNA of Gossypium raimondii (Peruvian cotton), 2468 nucleotides long. RefSeq names its product heterogeneous nuclear ribonucleoprotein Q. Bases 538 to 1950 code for a protein of 470 amino acids. The record is from RefSeq and is a predicted model, not a curated record. The transcript is spliced from 9 exons. NCBI's taxonomy places the organism in Eukaryota, Viridiplantae, Streptophyta, Magnoliopsida, Malvales, Malvaceae. Gene Ontology annotation, molecular function: mRNA binding. Gene Ontology annotation, cellular component: nucleus.